AUGUUAACAUUUCAUGUGAAGACUGUGUCACUACUACAUCCUUCCCUUCAAACUGUGUCACUACUAACUUCAUUCCUUACCCUUCAAACUGUGUCACUACUACAUCCUUCCCUUCAAAACUGUGUCACUACUACAUCCUUCCCUUCAAACUGUGUCACUACUACAUUCUUCCCUUCAAACUGUGUCACUACUACAUCCUUCCCUUCAAACUGUGUCACUACUACAUCCUUCCCUUCAAACUGUGUCACUACUACAUCCUUCCCUUCAAACUGUGUCACUACUACAUCCUUCCCUUCAAACUGUGUCACUACUACAUUCUUCCCUUCAAACUGUGUCACUACUACAUCCAUCCCUUCAAACUGUGUCACUACUACAUCCUUCCCUUCAAAUUCUGACACUACUACAUCCUUCCCUUCUAACUUUGACAAUUCGACAUCCUUCCCUUCAAACUUUGACACUACUACAUCCUUCCCUUCAAACUUUGACACUACUACAUCCUUCCCUUCAAAUUUUAUCAAUACUACAUCCUUCCCUUCAAACUUUGACACUACUACAUCCUUCAAUUCAAACUUUGACACUACUACAUCCUUCCCUUCAAACUUUGACUCUACUGCAUCCUUACCUUCAAACACUGACACUAGUGCUUCCUUCCUUUCAAAGUGUGUCACUACUACAUCCUUCCCUUCAAACGUUGACACUUCUACAUCCUUCCCUUCAAACUUUCACGUUACUACAUCCUUCCCUUCAAAGUUUGACACUUCUACAUCCUUCCCAUCAAAUUUUGACACUACUGCAUCCUUCGAUUCAAACUGUAUCACUACUACAACCUUCCCUUCAAACUUUGACACUACUACAUUCUUCCCUUCAAACUUUGGCAGUACUACAUCCUUCCCUUUAAACUGUGUCACUAUUACAACCUACCCUUCAAUCUGUGUCACUACAACAACCUUCCCUUCAAACUUUGACACUACUACAUCCUUCCCUUCAAGCUUUGACACUACUACAUCCUUCCCUUCAAACUUUGACGCUACUACAUCCUUCCCUUCAAUCUGUGCCACUACUAUAUCCUUCCCUUCAAACUUUGACACUACUACAUCCUUCCCUUCAAAUUGUGUCACUACUACAUCCUUCCCUUCAAAGUGUGUCACUACUACAUCCUUCCCUUCAAACUUUGACACUACUAUAUCUUUCCCUUCAAACUUUGACACUACUACAUCCUUCCCUUCAAACUUUGACACUAGUACAUCCUUCCCAUCAAACUGUGACGUUACCACAAGCUUCCCCUCAACCUGCGACACUACUGCAGCCUUCUCUUCAAACUCUGACAAUACUACAACCUUACCUUCAAAUUGUGACGCUACUUUAGCCUUCCCUUCAAACUGUGACCCCACUACACCCUUCACUUCAAAUUCUG
Messenger RNA from Cherax quadricarinatus, 1414 nucleotides. The record is from RefSeq and is a predicted model, not a curated record. Lineage: Eukaryota; Metazoa; Arthropoda; Malacostraca; Decapoda; Parastacidae.